GGCCUCCCUCCUGGGCUGGGACUCCAGCCGGCAGCAGAGCAGAGCCCACUUCUCUCCCGGUAUCAGUUACAGCCAGCCCACCCUGCCCCCUGCCCCCGGUGGAUGGUGACAGGCAGGCCUGUGCCAUGAAGCUGCCCCUGGCUAUGCUCCUCCUGCUACUGCAGGCCGGCUGGGCCACCGCGCAGGACGAAGCGGCCGUGGGGAGGGCCAUCGCCUUCCAAGACUGCCCCGUGGACCUCUUCUUUGUGCUGGACACAUCCGAGAGUGUGGCUUUGCGGCUGAAGCCCUAUGGGGCCCUCGUGGACAAGGUCAAGGCCUUCACAAAGCGCUUCAUUGACAACCUGAGAGAAAGGUACUACCGGUGCGACCGCAGCCUGGUGUGGAACGCGGGUGCACUGCACUACAGCGAUGAGGUUGAAAUCAUCCAGGGCCUCACCCGCAUGCCCAGCGGCCGCGAUGCGCUCAAGGCCCAGGUGGACGCGGUCAAGUACUUUGGCAAAGGGACCUACACAGACUGUGCCAUCAAGAAGGGGCUGGAGGAGCUGCUGGUCGGGGGCUCCCAUCUGAAGGAGAACAAGUACCUGAUCGUGGUGACAGACGGGCACCCCCUGGAGGGCUACAAGGAGCCGUGUGGGGGCCUGGAGGACGCCGUGAACGAGGCCCGGCACCUGGGCGUCAAGGUCUUCUCCGUGGCCAUCACGCCCGACCACCUGGAGCAACGCCUGAGCAUCAUCGCCACGGACCACACGUACCGGCGCAACUUCACAGCGGCCGACUGGGGGCAGAGCCACGACGCGGAGGAGGCCAUCAGCCAGACCAUCGACACCAUCACCGAGAUGAUCAAAAACAACGUGGAGCAGGUGUGCUGUUCCUACGAAUGUCAGCCCGCCAGAGGACCUCCUGGACCGCGGGGUGACCCUGGGUACGAGGGCGAACGAGGGAAGCCAGGUCUCCCGGGAGAGAAAGGAGAAGCCGGGGAGCCGGGGAGGCCCGGGGACCUCGGACCCGUCGGCUACCAGGGGAUGAAGGGAGAAAAAGGGAGCCGCGGGGAGAAGGGUUCCAGGGGACCCAAGGGCUACAAGGGUGAGAAGGGCAAGCGUGGCAUUGAUGGUGUGGAUGGCAUGAAGGGGGAGUCGGGCUACCCCGGGCUGCCAGGCUGCAAGGGCUCCCCUGGACUUGAUGGCACUCAAGGACCCCGUGGGCCCAAGGGUGACGUGGGCGCUCUUGGACUGAAAGGAGAAAAGGGUGCACCCGGAGCCGACGGGGAGCCUGGGAGACAGGGCAGCACAGGGCCCCAAGGAGAGGAGGGCGAGCCCGGAGAGCCCGGAGCCCCGGGAGAGAAAGGAGAAGCUGGCGAUGAGGGAAACGCAGGACCAGAUGGUCCCCCUGGAGACAGGGGCGGCCCUGGGGAAAGAGGUCCCCGGGGGACCCCAGGUGUGCGGGGCCCAAGGGGAGACCAGGGCGAAGCUGGACCCCAAGGUGACCAGGGACGAGAGGGCCCCGUUGGCACCCCUGGAGACCCGGGAGAGCCUGGCCCCAUUGGACCUAAAGGGUACCGAGGCGAUGAGGGCCCCCCAGGGCUCGAGGGUCCCAGAGGAGCCCCAGGGCCCGCAGGACCCCCCGGAGACCCCGGGCUGAUGGGCGAGAGGGGUGAAGACGGCCCCCCGGGAAAUGGCACCGAGGGCUUCCCCGGCUUCCCCGGCUAUCCCGGCAGCAGGGGCCUUCCCGGCAUAAAUGGCACUAAAGGCUACCCUGGCCUCAAGGGGGACGAGGGAGAAGCCGGGGACCCCGGAGAGGACAACAACGACAUUGCACCCCGAGGCACCAAAGGAGCAAAGGGGUACCGGGGCCCUGAGGGCCCUCAGGGACCCCCAGGACACACAGGACCACCAGGGCCAGAUGAAUGCGAGAUCUUGGACAUCAUCAUGAAAAUGUGCUCGUGCUGCGAGUGCAAGUGCGGCCCCAUCGACAUCCUCUUCGUGCUGGACAGCUCAGAGAGCAUCGGCCUGCAGAACUUCGAGAUCGCCAAGGACUUCAUCAUCAAGGUCAUUGACCGGCUGAGCAGGGAUGAGCUGGUGAAGUUUGAGCCCGGGCAGUCCCAUGCGGGCGUGGUGCAGUACAGCCACAACCAGAUGCAGGAGCACGUGGACCUGAGAGACCCCAACAUCGGGAACGCUCAGGAGCUCAAAGAAGCCAUCAAGAAGCUGCAGUGGAUGGCAGGGGGCACGUUCACGGGCGAGGCCCUGCAGUACACCCGGAGCCGGCUGCUGCCCGCCACCCAGAACAACCGGAUCGCCCUGGUCAUCACAGAUGGACGCUCGGACACCCAGAGGGACACCACGCCGCUCAGCGUGCUGUGUGGCCCCGACAUCCAGGUGGUAUCCGUGGGCAUCAAAGAUGUGUUUGGCCUGGUCCCAAGCUCCGAUCAGCUCAACGUCAUCUCCUGCCAAGGCCUGGUGUCCCCGAGCCGGCCAGGUAUCUCGCUCCUCAAGGAGAACUAUGCAGAACUGCUGGAAGACGCCUUUCUGAAGAACAUUACCUCCCAGAUCUGCAUAGACAAGAAGUGUCCAGAUUACACCUGCCCGAUCACCUUCUCCUCCCCGGCUGACAUCACCAUCCUGCUGGAUGGCUCGGCCAGCGUGGGAAGCCACAAUUUCGACACCACAAAGCGCUUCGCCAAGCGGCUGGCCGAGCGCUUCCUGACAGCGGGCAGGACAGACCCGGCCCAUGACGUGCGUGUGGCGGUGGUGCAGUAUAGCGGCACGGGGCAGCAGCAGCCGGGCCGUGCGUCCCUGCAGUUCCUGCAGAACCACACCAUGCUCGCCAGCACUGUGGACGCCAUGGCCUUCCUCAACCAUGCCACUGACGUCAACGACGCCCUCAGCUACGUGACCCGCUUCUACCGCGAGGCGUCAUCUGGCGCAGCCAAGAAGAAGCUGCUGCUCUUCUCGGAUGGCAACUCGCAGGGGGCCACAGCAGCGGCCGUGGAGAAGGCGGUGCAGGAGGCCCAGCGGGCCGGCAUCGAGAUCUUUGUGGUGGUGGUGGGCCGCCAGGUGAACGAGCCCCACAUCCGCGUCCUGGUCACGGGCAAGGCGGCCGAGUACGACGUGGCCUUUGGCGAACGCCACCUGUUCCGGGUGCCUGACUACCAGGCCCUGCUGCGGGGCGUCUUCCACCAGACCGUGUCCAGGAAGGUGGCACUGGGCUAGCCCACCCGGUCCCCAUCGCUGACACAGCAGAAACAUGAUGUGAAUUUCCCUGACCGACCUCUCAGCUAGACGUUCUUAAAGGAAAGCCGCUGUGUGCCCGAUGCCUGGCACACCUCCCGCAGGCUGCCCCGUGCCAGCGUCCCACCGGAGUCUCCUGGGCGUCCCACCCUCGCUUUCCUCAGCGCUUGAUUCUCCUCGCAGAUCCUACAGGACCCUCAGCACCUCCUCAGACGCAGCCUCCCGGCUCCUCCAUGGGAGACAGUGGCCGCGUGUCAUUUCUGGGAAGCCACGGCGGAGAGGAUCUCCUGAGUCCGAGGAGCCGGUGCCUGCUUUCAAGGUUCUGGUGCUCGGCCCAACCCCGUCCCCACGGCCUCGGCACAGAG
This is a messenger RNA of Manis javanica (Malayan pangolin), 3592 nucleotides long. NCBI's taxonomy places the organism in Eukaryota, Metazoa, Chordata, Mammalia, Pholidota, Manidae. The record is from RefSeq and is a predicted model, not a curated record.